ACCUCAAUAGUCGGAAAGGAUACUCUCCAUGUUCGACAUGAUCUCACGAGUUCGCGGCCCGGGAAGCGUGGGGAAAAGUCACUAAAACCCGGAACAGGGCAGGGGCGGCCAAGGGUCGUAGGUCGCGGGGCGGGGGUCGCGUGUCACAAGCGCGCGCCGAAGGCGACGGUUUUGCCCGGCUUCUACGGUUCCUAGCCCACUUCCUGUUUCGGUUCGGAACCCGUGGUGGGUGGAGUCCCGCGAGCCAGAGAGGCGGGACUGGGACGACGCCAAAAUGGCUGCAGAGCUGUAUGAAGAAAAUUGUUAAGUGGAGAAGUAAAAAGAUUUUUUGAGAAGUGGAAAUAAAGACAAAACUUCUUGGUGAAAAUAAGUGAAAUUAUCCAGUACUUCAAGUCUCUCGCUGAAGUUUCAUUAACUGGAGGUGGAUACCAAUCUUGAAGUUUUCCAAAAUAGGAGAUAUCUACUUCUACAUAUAAGCAUUUACUAUAAGACUGGUUGCCUGAUGACUUUCCUCCAUGAGAUGAAAAUUCAAAUCUUGGCUGUACUAUCAACUGUGUCACCAUAUUGACUAUAUAGAGUUCUUGAAAGUUAUCUUUGCAAUUUGAUCUACUGACGUCACAAUGUCAGAGAUAAGAUUCAGCAAUCUCACUUGGGAUCACAUCAUGACACUGGAUCGUGUGUUAGGUGAAGUAAUCCCAAUUCAUGGAAGGGGCAAUUUCCCCACACUGGAGGUAAAACCAAAAGACAUUGUUCAUGUGGUGAAAGAUGAACUCAUAAAGCAGGGCAUUAUUGUUAAAGAUACUAGACUGAAUGGCUCUACAGCAAGUUACAUACUCGCAAGCCAUAAUGGAAUCAGCUAUAAAGAUCUGGACAUUAUUUUUGGUGUUGAUCUACCAAGCGAUCAAGAAUUUCAGGUUGUUAAGGAUGCAGUUUUAGGCUGUCUACUUGACUUUUUGCCAAAAGGUGUUAAAAAAGAAAAGAUAACCCUAAAGACAAUGAAAGAGGCAUAUGUGCAGAAAAUGGUCAAAAUUUGCAAUAACCAUGAUCGUUGGAGUCUCAUCUCUCUUUCAAAUAACACUGGGAAGAAUGUAGAACUAAAAUUUGUCAAUUCACUCAGACGGCAAUUUGAAUUUAGUGUAGAUUCAUUUCAGAUUCUUUUGGAUUCCAUGUUAGAUUUCUAUAGUGUCCCCAAUGCUAAGCUAACCAAAGAAUCUUGUCCUGUUGUUGUGGCUGAAAGUAUGUAUGGGGAUUUUCAGGAAGCAAUGAUACAUUUGAAAUACAAGCUUAUAUCUACCAGAAAACCUGAAGAGAUCAGAGGUGGUGGUCUUUUAAAAUACAGCAAUUUGUUGGUUCGUGACUUCAAACCCGCUUGUCAAAAAGAAAUUAAGACUCUGGAACGUUACAUGUGUUCUAGAUUUUUCAUUGAUUUUCCUGAUGUAGCAGAACAGCAAAAGAAAAUUGAAUCAUACCUCCGCAACCAUUUCAUAGGUGAAGAAAAAAGCAAGUAUGACUACCUUAUGACCUUGCAUGGAGUUGUGAACCAAAGUACUGUCUGCCUCAUGGGUUAUGAAAGAAGGCAAACUCUUAACAUGAUCACCCUUUUGGCUUUGAAAGUACUUGGAGAACAGAAUAUAUUACCCAGUACAGACAACGUAACUUGCUUCUACCAACCUGCUCCAUACCUAGUUCUUGAGGGAGGGUAUCCAAGUUAUUAUGUAGCAUCAGGGCCACCACUUGUUUACUUCCAGCCAUGCCCCACAGUGCGGCUUCCAGUACGGAAUGGCAUGAUGUAAGAAAUACACAUACCAGAAGCAUUGCUUAAGUGCAUCUGAAAAGCAACUUUCAAAUUCUGUAAAAGUUAAGAUCUAUUUUUCUGUAGUUGCCAACUACUUUUCACCAGUUGCAGCUUAGAUAAUCACAGUAGAUAAGGUAUCAUCUCUAAACUCAUUUUUAAAGUGAUCUUCAAAUGUUGUGACUGUAAAAACUUUCAAAUGUAGUAGGAUACUUGAAAUGACUUUUCAAAUCUUACUGACACUUAAAACAAAAUUCGCUGUGACCAGUAUGUUAAAGAUGCCUACAUCUUUGGCUGAAGUAUAAAAAAAAAAAAACAAAAAAAAAACAAAAAAAAAACACUUCUCAUGUUUUAAAAAGAAGAUGCAUAGUGAAGACAUAGUAUAACAUCUUUAUGUUCAACUAGUUCCUUAUUACACUGUUUUUCCUUAGCAAAUAAGAACAUGAAAUUUUAGUGCUUAAAUUGAAAACAUUUGAUUUCAAUGAUAACAAAUUUAAAUGAUGUUAAAAUAGUGGAUUGUAAACCCAUGUUUCUCAAUAAAAUUUGUUGGGUUGAAAUACCACUAAAGUUUGAAGGACCACUGGGGGGAAAAUGUUCUGGAAAACAUCAAUUUAUCCCUCCAUAUAGAAAGAAUUUAGCUAGUCUGUGUAAAGAAACAAAGUCCUUUUAUCUGAACAACCAAUAAGUAACUUAUAACAGAGGGGUUAUUUUUGGCUUUAAAUAAAUUGAAAACAAAAUUACCAACUUUAAAUUUGAAACUAUUUUAUCAUCAUCUCCUAAGAAGAAACUAAAUGGGACAAAAAAGAGAAAUAGCACUACCAACAACAGAAAGUUAGAGAUUUUAGCCAUGACAUUUAAGAUUUUAGGCUUAUUUGGUCAGUAUCCGAAUACAUCUGGGUAAUUUCAUCAUUAGUAAUUGAAAGCAAUUACCACCGAUUGCAGCACUUUCACUUUUCCAACACCAAAGAUUAGUUUGCAGUAUGUUCCUCGAUGUUAGAUUUCAGUUAACACCAUACUUUUUCAGUAAUUGUUUAUAUUUCCCAUUAUUCUUAAUAUUUAGUCAGUACAUCAGAUAUUUACUAACAAAUAUAUGAAUGGGAUUUAAAAUGAAUUUCUGUCUUGAUGAAAAGAGCCAUUGAUAUAUAUCUGGCAUGAUAACAAAAGCUGCUCUGAGUGAAUGUCAAUAGACCAUCAGAAAACUUAAGUAUUUUUCCAUCACAACAUGAACCAGCAAUCAAUAUCUGAGAAUGUAUUUAAAUGUGUGUACCUACAGACUGUUUUGAAGUCUCUUCUUGGCAUUAUAGUAUUGAAUACAAAAGUACCACUUCUAGGGAAUUUUCAAAUAGCCAAUAUUUCUGACUUUUUGUACCCAUAAAUCACUGGCCAUUGGGGUAUUUAAAUAAUUACAUAUGUAUUACAGAACCCCAAGGCUUUAAAAUAUUUGGAUUUAUCCCUUCGGGUGGAGAACAAAUAAAAAAAUAUUAAUGACAACACUAAGAAAUUUUAUCACAGUAUCUGUCUACAUCUUGUAAUGGCUAAAGCAUAAGGAGUCUUCUUUGUGUCCUACUACAUACACUUUACUUUUCAGAAAGUGGGGAAAAUAAACACAUACACAUACACACACACACACACACACACACACACACACACACACACGGAAAUUACUCAUCAUGAAAAAAAUUCUAAAAGAUACAGUGAGCUUACUUGAGAAUAAAAGAAUUGUAUAAGUGAUUUCAUUGCUGAAGGUUCAGUAUUUUUCAUAGUAUUUGAGCAAUAGAUUGUGAAAGUGUUUGGGAGUAUCUUAUCAUAUCUGCCAUCCCGUCGCUUCUUACCAGAUUUCCUCCAAACUAUUUCCUAGAAAGUAAUUUUCCAUAUUAUUAUCCUAAAGCUUUAAAUUGCAAUGUAUAGAGAAUGACCUAAAAGGAUCAGGCUUUCUCCUAACAUUUUAAGUGUCUUGUUCUCUUGUGGAAAGAGCUCAACAUAUAUGUCUAAUUUUUUCUCAAGUUAGAGAAUCCAAACAUGUGGAAUGGGAAGGAUACCAUAGAAGAAAAUGCUUCAGCCUAUUCCUCAUGACUUUGUUUCUCUAAAUACCAUCACCACACUAAACCUUCCUUUAUUGCCUACUAACCAGAAAAAUAUUAUGUAUUCAAAAGCAUGACAUCUCUCCAGGACUAAUGUAACUGACUUAAAAAAGCAGUACUAAUUCCUUCUGUUCAUUAGUUUAAUACAUGGGAUUGGUUUUUCUAUGUAAGCAGAGGCCAGCCCUUUUUACCUGCAGUCACUCAUAGAAGUCAUUCAGUUAUUUUAAAAACCUCUUCCAGCAUAUGUCAUUCCAUUACCAGGCAUAUACCAGCUUUCCCUUGACUGUUUUGACCAAUGGUACAAUCCAGGAGUUAAGUUUUAUUCUGGAAGUUUUUAUUUUUUGCCUCAGUAAUCGAGCCAAAACCAAAAACAACAAAAUAAGUAGUUCUAGCAAUUCUAUUAGCUGAAUUAAUUAGGUUUCAGCCACAGACACAUAUUCUUUUAAACUAGAAUAUUCUUAGAGUGCAAAAAUGCCCACAUAUUACAAAAGAUCUAAUAGGGUUUGUAAAGCUUUUAAAUUCAGAAGCAGUCUUCUGAUAGUCACUACUCCACUGCUUUAAAAUGAUAUCAUACUAGGUGGAGUAUACACUACUUGGAAACCAAUUUUAUGUCACUGUUAUUUGAACAUAGCACAUUUUAUUUUAGUGUGCUUUGAUUAUGGAAGGAUGUGAGGUUAUUUGAAUGAAUUGCACAAAACUCAUUUUAUACUUGUAUACCUUGAAAGAACAACAGAUAUUUUAUAGAUGAUUUUAAUGCAUGUGGUUUAUAUGCCCCCUCAAACAGACAGACCACCCUGUCCUAUAAAAGGAGUGCCACAUACAUAUACCUUUUACUGCCUCAGAAUAAAAUCAUUAACUCCUGUAAAUAAAUAAAAUGGCCUUCUUAAGAGAGAUAGAAUAUCUAGUAGCUACUCCUCAAAAUUAUUCCAAAUUUAAAAUGAUAGGUUAAAUGUCAAUCCAAGUAAUUUGGUAAUUUCUUACAUAAUUCUACACUAACAUAAAAUAUAAAUUAAUCUCUCUAAAAUGCUAACUAAUCCAUUACACAUUAUAGAUAUGACCCAUACAUAUUCCUUAGGCUAAACUAUGCAACCCAGAAGCCUGGGAUUAGAUUCUUGUUUAAGGGUUUGUAAAGACCUGAGGGUAGUGAGUAGGGGAUGCUAGUCUCUGUGAAAAUGACAUUACAGAGUCGUAUGAGGAUACUAACUAAUACACUACUUGACCUUUUAUUUUUACUAGAGUAGAAUAACUUGAAGGCUUUCCAUAUAAAAUUAAAGCUUAAUUCCAAAGCAAAAAGGUAAUGAUAUUAUCACAUCCUUAACUUUUAAAAUCAGAAUUAAAAGGAUAUUCUUGUAUAUUUGUAAUAGUCUCUUCCAAAUGCUUUGAAAAUUAAAAGUAAUCUUAGUAAAUCAUUGAUAUAUACAUUUUCUAUUAUUAAAAGGUUUUACAGUUUUAGUGCCUUCCACCAAUAAUAUUAGAGUCAAUACAACCCAUAUUAGCAGGUAUUUGAACAAAUAAAACUUUAAAUCAUAAUUUUAUUUAAGCCAUAUGGGUGACUUUCUUGAGCAUAAGUAUUUCUUCAUACCUGUCUCUUUUACAGAUUUAAGAGUUUAAAGGCAAUUUUGGUCCUCUGACUUCAAAAUCAAAUACUUUUUCAGGCAGUAAAUUACAAAUAUCUGUUGUUCACUAACUAUUGAAGUUAUAUUUCACUAUUGAGUAAAAUUCGUUCAGAUUCAGCCUGUAAGUUAGGAAUAUAACUUAAAAGUGGUUCCAAGAGUAAAACUGUCUUCUUUGAAAAGCACUCAAAUAAAUCUUUAAAGUCAAAAGUGAGAUACCCUUCUAUAAAAUACCAUAUCUGUGUACCAAAACAGAAACUAUAUACUUGAGGUUAUAUGAUUUAGUCAUGUUGAGGGCUAUAUUUAAACAUGCUCUAGCCAUAGAGCUAUAUUUAUUUCAGUGGCUGUUUACUAAAACAAGGAGAAUGCUUGUUGAAGAGAUAUACAACUCCUGGUAAAUCUUGCCAACUUCCAAAAUAAGGGAACAUUUAUACUUUUUGCUGGAGGAAGGUUUUUAUGUUAUCUUUAAAAUAUGUUUAACAUAAUAAAACAUUAACAAUAUACUUAUUAAUAAAGUAGACAUUGCUGAGACUUAAAUCUGAUUAGUAUAUGCAUUUCCUCAAGCACAUGUCUACUAUUUACGGUGAAAAAUUUUAAUGUCUUCUAGCUUUUGGAAAUUUAUAGUACAUUAGUAUUAUCUAGAGUCAUCCUACUGAAGAGCAAGAUUUUUAAUUCAUCCUGUUUAUCUUCCAUAUUUUCCUCAUUUACUAAAAUGGCACGUCUAUUUUUCUCAGUGGCAGGAUAGAAAAAUUAAAACUAAUAGUAAUUUUUUAGUGUUUAUUUUACAAAAGAUUAAUUCCCAGUAAGGAGGGAAUCUGGAACUGUUGACUUAAUAAGACUAUGGCCAUAGAUGUUCCAUUCUAGAAAAGUAAUUUCUGUGUAUGCACUGUAGAGAACCCAAAUUUAGGCUCACUGAUUUUCAUUAUUUCUCAUGCCUAGGGCACAUUGAAAAUCUUAAGUCAGAGUAUGUGAUUCUGGGAAUAUAUGUUAACUUUAUUGUUCUUGAAGAAUCCUUGAAUUCUAGGCAACAGUCAAUGAAAUCACUCUGCUUUUUCUGCCAUUUUAUGUCCAGAUAGGUAUAAUUUAUAAGCUAGCUUCUUUUUUAGUUGGACACAUUUAGAUCCAUUGUGCACAAUGUUUUAUGAUCUUGAACUAUUGUGGAGAAUUUUUUAAAGUAGUUGCAUUAAAAAUUAAUGGUCAAAACACUAAAAUUUUAAGAUCAAAAGGCACUAUUUAAAAGCAUACAAGCUAUACAUUACAUAAAAAUUCCUAUAGCACAUUGCAUUAAAAGUUAAUUAAUAGGCAACUUGCAUUCAAAAUUAUGUUGCAGUAUCACAUAAACUGAAUAAUUUAUUUCAGUACAUUUUAGGUAUUUCAGUUUGUAAGCUUAGCUACCCCAGUAAGAUUAGAAACAACCCAUUUCAUUGGCUGAAAUUUUCUGGUAUCAACCCAUAACUGUUGAUAGUGUUGUCUUAUGGUUACAUUUGCCCUUUUAUAGGUGGCUAUGGAAAAUCUGACUUCCUAUUUCAAUUAGGACCUCCUGCUAUAUUAAAGCAGGUCGCAUAUACCUUGAAAGGUACUGCCUCCUCACUGCCAUUAGAUUUAACUGGGUAGUGUUCUCUCUGGCAGCUUGUGACUUAUUCUUUAAAUUUCACCAAGUCCCUGUUCAGAUGACAUGAACUGAAUGUCAGUAACUUUUUCCUUCUGGUUCAAAAAGUAUUAGCAAGCACAAAGACACUUUUCUCUAAAGUACUUCUUUAGGCUAAGGGAAUGUCUUCUCCUGCAAAAUAAAGAAGGCAAAUGCUUGGGUAAUCCAAGCAUUAUUUAUGUCAAUAAAUAAUGAAUGGUGGAUGAUUGAUUAAUCUGAGUUACUUUCUCAUUCAGAAUCCAAAAUGACUACGGAAUACAAUAAAAAUUUUACAAUAUAAUUUCAGUAAAUUCAUCUGACAAGAAGUAAAGUUAAAACAUCUCACUUCAAGUAGUAGUCAUAAGCAUUUCUCUUCAAGAUAUGUUUCAACAUUCAGUUGAUGUAAACCUAAUAGUUUAACAUGAAGGAAAAUGUCAGUGAUACUAAUGAUGGUCAGAGUGGGAAAAUAAAAACAUCUAACUGUAGUUUUCCAGGCCCACAAAAAGGUGGUUGCUAAUAGCAUUUUCUUCUCUAUUAUAUCAAGAAAAUGAUCUUUUAAACACUGAAAUAUUUGUUUUGUUUUACGAAAGCAGGCAAUAUAAAUAUAGCUUUAUAACGUUUAAGGUGCCUUUUCUAUUUUUAUAGCUCAUAUCACCACUUUUACUCUCUCAGUGCAAACAUUUGAAGUGCUGUAGUAACUUACCAUGAUUCUGUAAAUAAAUUUUUUCAGAACUAUUUCAAAAGUGUUGGAUUUUAGUAGAUGUCAGAAAUGUCCAAAGUUUGGUGAACUGUGUAAAUUUCUUUAAUGUUGAAUAUAUGUUAAAUAAGAAUAGUUUUUUUUUACAAUGUUAUACAAUUUCAAAACUUGUAUUACUUUUUUGGAAAAUGUAUUUUGCUGUUUGACAAAAAAUUAAUAUAUGAAGAGUGAUGUAUCUUUUGUGGAAACUAUUUUUGAUUCUGAUAAUACUAUAAAUGUAUGUUUUAUUGUUCACCAUACAGCUCUUAUACUUGUAUCAUUUACUUUGUGUGUUUGUAAAGAUGGUGGAAAUUUUAGUAUAGAUAUUGUUAUUAGAUCAAAAUGAGUUUUGAAAUAAAUGACCAUCGAACAUGCAGCAGUGCAUCAGCUGCAAGAUGGAUACAUGACUGUUAUUUCAAAUACAACCACAUCUGCUACUUAAAAGUAUUAAAAGUUUUAAAAGAA
This is a messenger RNA of Cricetulus griseus (Chinese hamster), 8314 nucleotides long. The record is from RefSeq and is a predicted model, not a curated record. Lineage: Eukaryota; Metazoa; Chordata; Mammalia; Rodentia; Cricetidae.